This is a messenger RNA of Heterotrigona itama, 1586 nucleotides long. Lineage: Eukaryota; Metazoa; Arthropoda; Insecta; Hymenoptera; Apidae. The record is from the annotation of a GenBank genome assembly.
AACAUUGAAGCGGCAGGUUAAUUGGAAUUAACGCGCGCAGAAAUUCCGGUAAUCAGUUAAUUCAGGCAAAUUUUCCGCGCCGGUGGAAACUUCCUCCGCCUCGAUGAUUCCGACUCGAAGCGUUCCAGCGCUCGAAUACUUUGCUUUGGAACAGGGCAAACGUAACAAAGAACACUUGCCGCCCGUGUAAGGGGUUUAAGAGCAGCCCGUAGGCAAACGUAGAAACCAUCUUAUCCUCGUUUCCUGUCUCGUUACAGCUGGCUGGGCUGUAAAUGGACCAUAGCUUUGUCUAUCCUGACGUACGUGCCGUUCAUGGCCGCGCAGUUCUACCCAAAAUUCUACACCAUGAUACCGGCUGGCUUGAUGGUUGGCAUCGGUGCUGGACCGCUCUGGUGUGCCAAGUGCACUUACUUGACGGUGGUCGCGGAAGCGUAUGCCACGCUGUCGGACGUGGCCCAGGAUGUCCUCGUUACCAGAUUCUUCGGCCUGUUUUUCAUGUUUUACCAGAUGGCGCAGGUCUGGGGCAAUUUAAUAUCAUCUGCAGUUCUCUCUUAUGGAAUCGACACGGUGCCAAAUGCCGCGAGUGUAACGCUGAACAGCAGCGUCGUGGCGGAAACGUGCGGUGCCAAAUUCUGCGGCGCGACUUCUGACACGAAUGAGAGCCCGAAUUUGGAACGACCUGCAGAGGAAAGGAUUCAUCUAAUUUCCGGCAUCUACCUGGGCUGUAUGAUAGUGGCCUCGUUAAUUGUCGCGUUCGGAGUCGACUCGCUCUCGAGGUACAACAGAGGUAGAUCGGGAUCAGCGACAGGCCAGUCAGGCCUCAAGUUGCUGGCCGUGACAUUGAAACUACUGAAGGAGAAGAAUCAGAUCCUUGUCUUGCCGAUUAUAAUGUUCAUCGGGGCGGAACAAGCAUUCUUAUUCGCCGAUUACAAUGCUUCGUUUGUCUCCUGCGCAUGGGCAAUCAGCAACAUCGGUUACGUGAUGAUCUGCUUCGGCGUUACGAACGCUAUAGCUGCCCUCGGUACGGGAUCAAUCAUGAAACUAACAGGACGAAGAGCCUUGAUGAUAUUCGCGUUUUGCGUUCACAUGGGAAUUUUUAUCUUCCUGUUACGCUGGAAACCGUCACCUGAACAAAGUCAAAUAUUCUUUCUCAUGUCUGGAUUAUGGGGUCUCUGCGACGCUAUGUGGCUGGUACAAGUAAACGCCCUGUCGGGAUUACUAUUCCCAGGUAAGGAAGAAGCUGCCUUCUCGAACUUCCGACUGUGGGAGUCCACUGGUUCUGUGAUCACGUACGUGUACAGUCCUUACCUCUGCACGCAAACGAAGCUCUACUGCCUUGCAGGAAUCCUUUGUCUUGGCAUGAUCGGCUACGGUAUAAUAGAAUGGACUGGGAAAGUUGGCAAGUCGGUUCAAGAAUUGAAACCGGACUUCGAGUUGGUGACAAAUGGAGAAGCGAACGACACGACUAAACUGUGAAUCGAUAGGAAAUAAAAUCGACAAAGUCCUUCGAUCGAAAGUAUGAAUCUGUCGUUAGACGUUUACUCUGUAUUAUGAAACUCAUUCUCUCUCUUUUUUCUUUUUUUUUU